Messenger RNA from Gossypium raimondii (Peruvian cotton), 2810 nucleotides. Its product is annotated as zinc finger CCCH domain-containing protein 30. The record is from RefSeq and is a predicted model, not a curated record. Gene Ontology annotation, molecular function: metal ion binding; protein binding. NCBI's taxonomy places the organism in Eukaryota, Viridiplantae, Streptophyta, Magnoliopsida, Malvales, Malvaceae. The coding region runs from base 225 to 2375 and encodes 716 amino acids. The transcript is spliced from 2 exons.
GUGAGAUGGAAAAUAGAGAUGAGAAGCUAUUCAUUUUCUCGUAACUCUCCGCUUUUAGCUUAAAAAAAAAUACCCCAAAAUAUAUAAAUCAAAUUGGGAUUAUUUUUUUUUUUUCUCUCUUUUCAUUUUUGAAGAUCUAGUUCUUCCUUUUCCGAGUAGAUCUGUAUCGGGUUCUUGGAACUAAGAUGGAAUUCUGAACUGUUGGAUUCUUAUCAAAUGAAAGUAUGUGCUGUGGAUCGGAGCGAUUAAACUCGAAGCUGACUCCAAGAACAUCGAAUUCUUCUUUCGAAGAUAACAGACUUCCUCGUGUGGAUAUGAAUCACUUGACUGUAGCAACUGAAGAUACUUUUGCAAGUCUGCUUGAGCUUGCUGCUAAUAAUGAUGUUGAGGGCUUUAAACGAUCGAUGGAACAUGAUCCUUCUGGUGUUGAUGAGGUUGGAUUGUGGUAUGGUCGUCAGAAAGGCUCGAAACAGAUGGUUAAUGAGGAGAGAACUCCAUUGAUGGUUGCUUCUAUGUAUGGUAGCAUCGAUGUUAUUAAGCUGAUUCUUUCGUCUUCGGAUGCUGAUGUUAACCGACUGUGUGGCCGUGACAAAAGCACUGCCCUUCAUUGUGCUGCAUCUGGUGGGGCUGAUAAUGUUAUCGAUGUUGUGAAGCUGCUUUUAGCGGCUGGUGCUGAUGUAAAUACGGUUGACGCAAAUGGUCAUCUUCCUGUUGAUGUUAUUGUUGUUCCUCCAAAGCUUGGAGCUGUGAAAUCAACUCUUGAAGAACUCCUUGCAAUCGAGGGUUCUGGGUUUGAUUGGAAUUCACAGUUGGCAGCCGUUGCAAAUUCCGACUCCUUUCCUCUAUUGCCUUUGAAGGAAAAUGGGUCAUUGUCAUCUGGUUCAGAUUCCCCGAUGAAGUCAAAGCCAAUUGAUGCUCCAAUUUCUUCAGCAUCAGAGAAGAAAGAAUAUCCGAUUGAUCCAUCUCUUCCGGACAUCAAGAAUAGCAUCUAUUCAACUGAUGAGUUUCGGAUGUAUUCAUUCAAGGUGCGGCCUUGCUCACGUGCCUACUCCCAUGAUUGGACCGAGUGCCCAUUUGUUCACCCUGGGGAGAACGCUCGGAGAAGGGAUCCUAGGAAGUUCCAUUACAGUUGUGUUCCUUGCCCUGAUUUUCGCAAGGGGACAUGUAGGCGCGGAGAUAUGUGCGAAUAUGCUCAUGGUGUUUUCGAAUGCUGGCUACACCCUGCUCAGUAUCGGACCAGGUUGUGCAAGGAUGGUACUAGUUGUGCUAGGAGAGUUUGCUUCUUUGCUCAUACAGCUGAUGAACUUCGUCCUCUGUAUGUCUCCACUGGUUCUGCUGUUCCUUCUCCUCGAUCGAGUGCUUCUGGUGCUACAGCUAUGGAUUUUGCUGCCGCCAUGAGUCUCUUGCCUGGAUCACCUUCAUCUGUAUCUGUUAUGUCUCCCUCACCAUUCACUCCACCCAUGUCUCCCUCCAUGAAUGGCAUGUCUCAUUCUAAUGUUGGCUGGCCACAGCCUAAUGUUCCAGCCCUCCAUCUUCUGGGAAGCAACCUUCAAUCCAGUCGCCUGCGAUCUUCUCUUAAUGCUAGAGACAUUCAAGCUGAAGACUUUAACUUGCUGUCUGAUUUUGAUGUGCAGCAACUUCGGCUAAUGAAUGAAUUACCCGGACUUACUCAGCCUUCAAUGAGUUCAAGUUCUUUUAACCGAUCUGGUCGAAUGAAGACCCUGACCCCAUCAAACCUAGAUGACCUCUUUUCUGCUGAGAGCUCAUCUCCACGAUACUCUGAUCAAGCGAUGGCUGCUGCUGUUUUCUCUCCGACCCAUAAAUCUGCCGUUCUUAAUCAAUUUCAGCAACAGCAAAACAUGCUAUCACCUAUAAAUACAAAUUUUUCUCCUAAAAGUAUCGAGCAUCCUCUCUUGCAGGCUUCUCUAUCUGGUAGGAUGUCCCCUCGAAACGUCGAACCUAUCUCACCAAUGAGCUCUCGGGUCUCAAUGUUAGCUCAACGGGAGAAGCAGCAACAAUUUCGUAGCCUAAGCUCUAGGGAGCUUGGCUCUGGCUCGGCUGCCAUUGUUGGUUCCCCGGUUAAUUCAUGGUCAAAAUGGGGAUCCUCUAACGGGAAGCCAGACUGGGCUGUCAAUGCCGAUGGGUUGGACAAGCAUCGCAGGUCUUCCUCGUUUGAGCUUGGUAACGGGGAUGAGCCCGAUUUAUCAUGGGUUCAAUCCCUUGUAAAAGAAUCUCCCACUGAGAUCAAAGAGAAAAUAGCAGCACCAGUCUCGGGUGAGGUUUCUAGCAUGAAUGCAGAUCCGGUCGAUAAUGCAGUGUUGGGUGCUUGGCUGGAGCAAAUGCAGCUCGAUCAACUCGUGGCUCAGAAAAACUGAAACCGUUUCGCUGAGCCAUCCUGAGGUAGAGAUAAGAAAAAAACGUUUUGGUAAAUAACAUCCGUAAUUUUUUUUUUGGAUUUUCAGAUUUUGGGAUUCUGUUAGUGAUUUGGAUGUUGAAGGAAACUAAAGAGGAACACAAAGGUGAAGCCAAGGUCAAUUUGACAAUGGAAACUUCAAUUUUCACCAUUUAUUGUUAUUAUUACAACAAAACAGUUAGAACAGGUUGAGGAUAAUCUCCCUCUUUAUGUUUUAAACGAAUUAUGACCAGUUUUAGGUGUUCUUAUUUUUUUUCCCCUAAAAUAUUUCUAAAUUAGAUUUCCAUUACUGCCAUUUCAAAAUUUAUGAUCCUUUGAUGAUGAUGAUGAUGAUGUAACAUUCAACUACAAUUUAUUGCUUAAUUCCUAUUCCAUAUAGCUUCAUUGUUACAUAAAA